UAACAAUUUAGUAGCAAAUUAUCAAAACAUACAUACAUCGAUGUCCUACGUUCCAUUGUCGUAAUGCGUCAUCGUACAUAUCACGUUGAAUAAUACACAUACAACUUGUGAUAUACAACGCAUGAAUGUGAACGCUGUACUGGUGAAUGUUAAUUACAAGUUAUAUAACGAUAUUACAUUCCACGUUUUAAUUUGUUUAGGUUGUUCGAUAAAAUGAAUUUUUCUCUAUAUCACGCUGAACAUUGCUAUAAAACUAGCAAAUUAAAAUUGUCGAAGCAGGUGAUCGUCAUUGGUAUAUCUGGGGCAACCUGCAGUGGAAAAAGUACGUUAGCUAACAAGAUUCACAAUGAGUAUCCAACCUCUAUUAUGGUGCGUCAAGACGAUUAUUUUUUACCUCCCGAUGAUCCACGUCACGUUAAAAUAGAGGAAUUAAAUCACAUGAAUUGGGAGCUAAUAACGAGUCUGGAUAUGCAGAAGAUGUAUUCAGACGUUAUAAGAAUAUUCACAUCUCGUAGAGAAAAUGCGUCGGAUUCAAAGAUAUUAUUGAUAUUGGAUGGCUUUUUGCUUUUUAAACACAAGGCCAUCACGAAUUUGUGUAAUUGUAAAUAUUUUUUAACGUUGACAAAGGAACGAUGUUGGGAUCGAAGAAAAAAUCGCAUAUAUGAUCCACCCGAUGUACCAGGAUAUUUCGAUAAAGUAGUUUGGCCCGAAUACGUAAAGUACGAAAAUGAAGUUAGACAAAAUGAAGAAUUGUAUGAAACUGUAACUUUCAUCGAUGGAUCGAAAGAUCUGGAAGAAGUUUAUGAAAUAGUUUCCAAGGAUAUUGGUGAAUUGUUAUCUUAAAAUUGUAACUUAGUUUAAUUAUUUUUAUGAUUAAAUUUAAAUGAUAUAUAUUAUCGCA
Molecule: messenger RNA, 901 nt
Organism: Pogonomyrmex barbatus (red harvester ant)
Lineage: Eukaryota; Metazoa; Arthropoda; Insecta; Hymenoptera; Formicidae
Gene: Nrk1
Product: nicotinamide riboside kinase
Source: RefSeq, a predicted model, not a curated record